GGGGCAAGCGCUUACUGGGCUUUGGGGAGGAGAGGGAGGUGUCUAGGGCCCUGCUGGAGCCAUGCACUUCCUUCCCCAAGCCCGGCUUAAGCCAACCCCGCGAGGAAGGGCGUCAGCUCUCAGGAAUGAGGAAGCAGCGAGAGGACCUUGGCCUUGAGGACGCUCAGUCUAGGCGGAAACGUGGAAGGCUGCGGCAAUGCAACCAGCCAAGAAAUACGCUGUCAAUUACAAAGGAUUUUAUUUCCAGCCAGAUUUGGUUUCACCGGAGUAUCUAGAUUCCCUGGAGGAUUUUGAAAUCAGGGACAGUGAUGUGUUUCUAGAUACUUAUCCAAAAUCAGGAACAGUAUGGACUCAAAAUAUUUUGAGCUUGAUUUUGCAUGAAGGUCAUCGAGAUGGAACUGAACACAUAGACUUACUAGAUAGAGCUCCAUGGCUGGAGGCCAAUGUCCGCAAUAUGGAUUACGUCAAUCGACCGUCACCUCGACUCUUUACUACCCAUCUACCCUACUAUUUAGUACCAAAGGGCUUAAGGAACAGAAGAGGAAAAGUUGUUUAUGUGGCCAGAAACCCAAAGGAUGUUUUGGUUUCCUAUUACCAUUUUACCAAAGCUGCACUUACACUGGAAAAAGUAGAUGACUUUGGGGUUUACAUGGAGAGGUUUUUGGCUGGAAAAGUAAUUGCAAGUUUAUGGUUGGACCAUGUGGAAGGCUGGUACUCUCACAGAGAUGACUUCAAUAUUCUAUUUCUUACCUAUGAGGAAAUGAAGAAGGAUCUAAGAAGCUGUGUCUUGAAAAUAUGCAACUUCCUGGGAAAGAGACUGACGGAAAAGGAGGUGGAUGCUGUUGUGGAUCAGGCUACAUUUAAUAAAAUGAAAGCAGAUCCCAGGGCAAACUAUGACUUUUUGCCACCAGAGUUCAUGGACUACAGCAAAGGCCAUUAUCUUCGCAAAGGCACUAUUGGAGACUGGAAGAACACGAUGACAGUCGCACAAAAUGAAAGGUUUGACAGCGUUUUUAAAGAGAGAAUGGAAAAGUUGCCCAUCAAGUUCUGCUGGGACAUCAAUGAUGAAUUAUGAGUCAGCUUGGAAGGAUGAAAUAAAGUGCAUUGUAUGCUUUUAAUCCAGGCCUAUUUUUAAGAGUUAAUUUAAAAAAACCUCUCAUGUGGCUUAAUAACUUCCUAAUACUGUAAUAUGUGCAAGAUUUUUUUAAAGCACCACAAUAGAAUUACA
This is a messenger RNA of Zootoca vivipara (common lizard), 1228 nucleotides long. RefSeq names its product amine sulfotransferase. The record is from RefSeq and is a predicted model, not a curated record. Lineage: Eukaryota; Metazoa; Chordata; Lepidosauria; Squamata; Lacertidae. Gene Ontology annotation, molecular function: sulfotransferase activity.